Messenger RNA from Penaeus indicus, 2610 nucleotides. RefSeq lists its product as uncharacterized. The transcript has 6 exons. The coding region runs from base 294 to 2018 and encodes 574 amino acids. The record is from RefSeq and is a predicted model, not a curated record. Gene Ontology annotation, biological process: proteolysis. NCBI's taxonomy places the organism in Eukaryota, Metazoa, Arthropoda, Malacostraca, Decapoda, Penaeidae. Gene Ontology annotation, molecular function: cysteine-type endopeptidase activity; nucleic acid binding; zinc ion binding.
UGUGCAGCCUUAUCCACACUACACAAAAGUGGCGUAGUGCGCAUGCGCGGUGAUGUAGUGAAGAAGACUGAGCAUUGUCUGAGUCUGAGCUUUGGUUCACUCAGACUAUCAUUUGUGGAGCAGUCAGUGUCCUGUGUUAGUUAGUUCACCAGGUGCCAGGGGAAAAAAAGAUUUAGAGAUACAUAGAAAGUUAUUAUUUGGUCGUGGCAUUGUGUUACCAAGGGUUUGGAUACAUUUCGAGAACUGACGCUAAGAAGGGAAAUCCUCUCGUGACGUCACUCAUCAGCUGAGAAAUGGAUGGAUCGGCUGUCACCCAAGCGAUAAACGAUGGGGUCGUGACCUUCAACCCAGCCGUGAAGCGGUACACCUGCACAGUCUGCGAAGUGCCACUCUCCGGAGGCACUGACGUCGCGAAACAUCUCGAAGGCUCCAAGCAUCGUGAGGCCGGUGCCAGGUACGCCGUCUCGAAGCCGUCCGAAGCACCGCAAUCUCUAAAGGACCUCUUGACGCCCCCCGUGCUCGAGGCGGCCGAGGGUGGAAUGGUGAUCGUCACGCCAAAGAAGGUCUACGAGUGUUGCAUUUGCAGCGUCCAGCUUUCGGGUUUGGUGCCUCUGAAGAGCCACCUGGUGAGCGACGUUCACAAGAAGAAGGUCGUAGCGCAGAGGCUGACGAGCAGCAAAGCUCUUACAUUUGCACCGACUCCUGGCUCUUCAUUAGAAGCCCAGACUUUCCAGAUAGCGCAAAGCCCUCCCAUCUUCAGGGCCACGGCUGCGACGCAAGAGAUUCCGGGCUUCCACGCCCCGUCCGAUGUGCAGGGCUUUUCGGUCGUCCAGACGCCAACUGCGGUGCAGGGCGUCUCCCUUAUCCAGACCCCAACGAAGCUCCAAGACGUGUCCCUCGUUCCAAGUCUUUCGGCAAUCCAGAGCAGCUCAGACUUUAGGACUUCUUCGCCUGCCCCGGGAACCUCGGUCUUCACAACGUCCGCGCCUACAGCCCCGUGGUUCCAAAUCACUAACGAAGAAAUAAAAAAAUAUGCUGCGGCUUUGGGCACAGAACCACCCUCAGGAGGUUUCUCUGCUCCUUCCAAUCAGCCUUCGCAUGCCGAGGAGGAGAGUGAGCUCGAGAAAGCCUUCCGCGAGAUGCUGGUGAUUCAGACGGACAACACUGCUGAACCCUUUUCAUGCAUUGCCUGUCAGAAAAGGUUCAACAGCUCUUACACGCUAUCAGACCAUCUAAAAAGUAAAAAGCAUAAGAAAAAGGAAAUGGAACUAGAUCUACAAAUGCGAAAACAGAGCGAGAAGGAAGAUCCUCCUGUAAACGAGAUGGGGACGAGCCAUGGCAAAAGCAGGAAAAAAUACUCAGUGGUGUCCGUUCCCCGCGGCCACGUCUAUAUCUUCAACAACACCUUCGACGGCCAAGGGAAAAGCCAGCGGACAGGCGCCAAGUUUGACUCUCUGAACAUCCAUGAUACCUUCAGGAAGAUGGGCUACGAUGUCUUUAUCCUUGAAGACCUGUCGAAGGAGCAGACGCUCGAGGCCUUCAAGAAUAUUCGGGGCAACGCCAACCUGAGUGGCGUGGAUGCUUUGAUCAUCUUCAUCCUGAGUCACGGCGUCAACCCUUACACCUUCAAGGCGAACGACGGCCAAGAAAUCUCUCUCCACAAGAUCCGCUUCAGCUUCACCAACCGCGGGUGUCCCUACAUGAAGGGGAAGCCAAAGAUCUUCUUCGCCAACUACUGCCGCGGUGAGCAGAUGGAGAAGCGGGAGGUGGACAGCGUCGAAGUACCCUGCGAUAUGGUCACGAUUCACGCCUCUAUCGAGGGCGUCAUGGCACACAGACUGAAGUCCUCGGGCACGGUGUUUGUCCAGCGCCUCUGCGAAGUGCUGAACAAACACGCCCGUACGAUGGAGCUCAGGGAACUAUACGGAGAACUCGGCGAUCAGAUGAGGCAAAAUAAGGGAACAAGGCCCAUGUGGGAGGAUUAUGGCUUCGAGAGGUUCAGCUUCAACCCUGUCUGAGGCGCUGUGAUGGGCGUAGUUUUCUCCCCCUCGCCCUUUUAUGCGUGGUCUUCUUCCUUUUCAUUAUUAUCUGUUUCCAUCCCGAAUGCCCAGAUGACAGUGGAACUAACAUGUCUAUAAUGUUCAAAAUACAAGGCUUAUAGAGAAGGUGAAACAUAAGCAAUGUUUUUUCAUGUUGAAAUAACGCUUUUCUAGACAUUGUGUUUCAAGCUAUCUAGGAUUUAUAAGGGCUAGACAGUGUCCAGGUGCCCCGGGUGUAUUUUGAAAAACAUGUUUCUAAUUAAUACAGUGAACUGUGAUAUUUUAUAAGUAAUAAAUGGCUAAUCACCAAGCAUAAUAAAUACUUUCUGUAACGCUUAAAGAAUCAUAAUCAUUACCAUUGCCAACGGUAAUUUUCCUACACUAUGUAUUUUUUUUUAUUUGCAGAAAAUAGUUUCCGAUUUUUAGCCAAUCAAUUUUACAAUUGUGAUAUUUUUGGUCGCAUAGUCAUUUUUAACUGAUAUUUUCUCUGAAGGUAACAGUUUAUGCAUAGUAUUGUGAAUACGAAAUACAGUAGUUAUGUAAUAAAUAUUUAUCAAAUUACAAAUUACAA